Carya illinoinensis is the source of this 3357-nucleotide messenger RNA. RefSeq names its product pentatricopeptide repeat-containing protein At5g64320, mitochondrial. The transcript has 3 exons. NCBI's taxonomy places the organism in Eukaryota, Viridiplantae, Streptophyta, Magnoliopsida, Fagales, Juglandaceae. Gene Ontology annotation, molecular function: protein binding. Bases 31 to 2607 code for a protein of 858 amino acids. The record is from RefSeq and is a predicted model, not a curated record.
AAAUCCCUAAACGCUGUGUCUAUCUUCCAUAUGCAGCAAAAAUACAUGUUAGCUGUUUCAAGAAUCAAGUGUCUUCUCAUAUCAAAAAAAAGGAUCAAGUGUCUUCUAAACCCAACUCUGUCAGCCUUCUCUUCUCACCUCACUAAACCCACUCCUCUUGCUUUCUUUUCCUUAGCCUCCAAUCCCUAUCCAUGCAACUCCAUAAUUUUCCAGAACCCAAGUUUCCUACCCCUAAAACCCACAAUAUUCUCGCUCAAAUCCUCAUUUAUUUUAAUUCAAAAUCGUGGCAUGCACGUAAAGGUGGAUCCGCCGUCGUCGACCGGUGAGAUUCACGCCAUCGUUGGCCCGAUGUUCUCCCGAAAAACCGUAAGGCUUCUCCGCAGGAUUCAGUCUGAGAGAAGCAAUGGCAGGAGGAGCUUUGGUUCUGUGCUAGAUAGAAUUCCCCAUGCUGAUUCUGUGACCAGAUUAACUGAUCAUUGUGAACUUUGUCAUAGACGUGCUUUCUUCACCUCAAGUGGGGCUGGUAGAGAUUUUACUGAUACAGCAGGGAAUGAUGACAAUAGAUCAGAGUCUGAGACUGAGUGGGAAAGGUUAAUUAAACCUUUUGACCUCAAACAGCUUAGGAAGUCACUUAAUCAAAUCAGCCCCUAUCAGCUAUGUAAAUUGCUUGAGCUACCCCUUGAUGUGCCCACAUCGAUGGAGAUAUUCAAGUGGGCGGGUGCUCAAAAGAGCUAUUGCCAUUCGUUUGAUGUGUAUUAUGUGCUGGUAGAUAAGCUUGGGGCGGCAGGGGAGUUCAAAGUCAUAGAUAGGCUGCUGGGGCAGAUGAAAGAUGAAGGGAUUGUUUUUAGAGAGUCACUUUUCCUCUUAAUUAUGAAAUAUUAUGGAAGAGCUGGUCUACCAGGGCAAGCAACUAGGUUGCUUCUGGAUAUGAGGGGUCUUUAUUCUUGCGAGCCAACCUUCAGAUCUUACAAUGUUGUGCUGGAUAUAUUGGUGGCUGGGAAUUGUCCUAAAGUUGCACCAAAUGUUUUCUAUGACAUGUUAAGUAAAGGUGUUUCUCCUACUGUGUACACAUUUGGGGUGGUGAUGAAAGCACUUUGUAUGGUUAAUGAGGUGGAUUCCGCAUGCUCUCUUCUUAGGGACAUGACAAAGCAUGGUUGUGUGCCGAAUUCAGUGGUAUACCAGACUCUGAUACAUUCACUCUAUAAGAGUGAAAGAGUGAAUGAAGCUUUGAAACUUUUGGACGAAAUGUUUCUUAUGGGCUGUGCACCUGAUGUUCAGACCUUCAAUGAUGUUAUUCAUGGCCUUUGCAAGCUUAAUCGGAUUCAAGAAGCGGCAAAGUUGGUUGAUCGGAUGCUUCUUCGGGGUUUUUCUCCUGAUAAUAUAACUUAUGGAGUUUUAAUGCAUGGGUUGUGUAGAAUGAGGCAAGUAAAUGAAGCAAGGGCAUUGUUGAACAAAGUGCCUGUUCCAAAUGUUGUGCUCUUCAAUACGUUAAUCAAUGGGUAUGUGACCUGUGGAAGGUUUGAAGACGCCAUGGCUGUUAUGAAUGAUUUUAUGCUAAAUACCAUCUGUGUCCCAGAUGUCUUUACGUUUAACAUACUGGUUCGGGGACUUUGCAAGAAGGGUUGCUUGGCUUCUGCUCGUGAAUUGGUUAAUGAGAUGACAACUAGGGGUUGUGAGCCUAAUGUAGUUACAUACACAAUAUUGAUAGAUGGUUUCUGCAAAGAAGGCCAACUAGAGGAAGCUGGUGAAGCUUUAAAUGAGAUGUCAACAAAGGGUCUUAGUCUGAAUACAGUGGGAUACAAUUGCCUUAUAUGUGCUCUGUGCAAGAAUGAAAAAGUUCAUGAAGCUUUGGUAAUGAUUGGUGAAAUGUCUAGGAAAGGAUGUAAACCCGAUAUAUUUACAUUUAAUUCAGUAAUAUUUGGACUGUGCAAGGUCGGUAAGAUGGAAGAGGCAAUGAGAGUCCACCAUGAUAUGUUACUGGAGGGUGUAAUUGCCAACUCUGUGACUUAUAACACUUUGAUUCAUGCUUUCCUAAGAAGAGGUGGGAUCCAGGAAGCCCUUAAGCUUGUGGAUGAGAUGCUGUUUAGAGGGUGCCCUCUUGAUGUAAUAACCUAUAAUGGCCUAAUGAAGGCACUCUGUAAAGCUGGGGCUAUUGAGAAAGGAUUGGGACUGUUUGAAGAAAUGAUGAGUAAGGGACUGAAUAUCAAUAAUGUCUCAUGCAAUAUUUUGAUCAAUGGUCUUUGUAGAGUUGGAAAAGUACAUAAUGCACUUGAGUUUCUUAGGAGUGUGAUUCAUCGGGGUUUGACACCAGAUAUAGUCACAUACAAUACCCUGAUAAAUGGUCUAUGCAAGAUGGGGCGUCUUGGAGAGGCCUUGAAUCUCUUUGAUAGAAUACAAAUUGAAGGAAUCCGUGCUGAUGCUAUUACUUAUAACACUUUAAUCCGUUGUUACUGCAGAGAGGGCAUGUUUGAUGAUGCUUAUUUAUUCCUGCGUGAGGGUGUGGAUAAUGGUUUUGUACCUAAUGAUGUGACAUGGUAUUUAUUGGUCACCAAUUUUGUUAGAGAAAGUGCCAUGGAGAGUCAGACCUUUACCUCAGCCUUGUUUUAGUGUCUUGAAGGAAGUGCUGCUCACAUAAAAUGAUCUUUUUUCAGUGUCAUGACUUGAGCUUCUUGUUUUGGAUUUUCUGGGACAUGCAAUUGGGAGAUUUGGACCCUUGCUCUCUGGCAGAAAUUAUUCUGAUGGUAUGAAGGUGAUUCCCAUAUGGUCUCUUCUGCGAUUUUAUUUGGGGGAAAUGGGUAUUUUCCCAAAAAAGGGCAUUCAGAGCUUCAUUGGGUUGCAUUUGAUUUAUCUGGACAUCUUUGUACCUGCCGAUUGGACUUUGGGUUUGGUAUGCUGGGAAAAAGUCGGCUAGCUGUUCUCUGUUAGUGCAUCAGAAUCUUGCAAUGUUGAAGGGAGAAGAAGGUUUAACCAUUAGAUGUAUAGGGGAAAUGAUCAUGGUGAAGCUUGAGUGUGCGGCCCUGGCUAGCAGAGCAAACGUUUCAAAUCCUUAUAUCAUGGAGCAAGAAAACAUCUUCAAGUUUGGAACUAUGUGCUGAGGCUGGGUUGUUUGUUUCGUUUCUUCCAUACAGAAACUCAGGAGGAAUGCAGUUUUGACUGGCAUUGCAACAAAUACAAGCUAAUGUCUGCUUAAAUUAUACCGUUACAUUCAUCAUCAUACAAAAGCUAUUCAUUUCUUCUCAUAUGAUAGAAAACCAUUCGAUUUACAUCCUUGGUCCUUGUUGUACAUUAAGACACAAUUGUAUCUUAGCUGCCAAAUCUCGCAUUUCAAUAAGACAGAAGGCAAGCGACUUAACUUUA